Messenger RNA from Sipha flava (yellow sugarcane aphid), 1522 nucleotides. Its product is annotated as ubiquitin carboxyl-terminal hydrolase 22-like. Lineage: Eukaryota; Metazoa; Arthropoda; Insecta; Hemiptera; Aphididae. The record is from RefSeq and is a predicted model, not a curated record. Bases 55 to 1506 code for a protein of 483 amino acids. Gene Ontology annotation, molecular function: cysteine-type deubiquitinase activity; zinc ion binding. The transcript has a single exon. Gene Ontology annotation, biological process: protein deubiquitination.
UCAAUAGUAAGUUAUUGAUUUAAAAGUUUACCCAUCAUUAUUACUUACCCUAAAAUGGCUUUACAAAAACCUAAACUUAGUGGCUGUAUACAUUUUGUUGAACAAAAGAAUGAGGAAUUGAUCAGUAAUUAUCGCAUUAUUUAUUCAAAUUUUGUAUCUUGUCUAUAUGACAGUUCCAAAAUAGCUAAAAAGAAACUGGCUGUGUGUCAUGAUUGUGAAUUUGAAGGUGCUCGAUUAUCAUCAUGUUUGUCUUGUGUAUAUUUUGCAUGUCCCACACAUUUAACAGAACAUUUCAACAAAACACAACAUAGUUUUGGUAUGAAUCUAGUUACUGGGCAUUUGUUCUGUUGUCAUUGUGAUGAUUAUAUUUAUGAAACGGAAACGCUAUCGAUAGCGAAUGAAUUUGAUUCGGAGAUUUAUAGUUUUAAGAAGUAUAGAGAAUUUGUAUCAGUGGAAUACAUUGAAUUAAUUCAAUCAAGUAAUAAUAUUGCAUAUGAGAACAAUACACCAAUUCCUGGAUUUGUUAAUUUGGGUAAUACAUGUUUCUUAAAUAGUGUAGUACAGGUGCUUAUGCAUACACCUAUGUUACGAAAUUAUAUUCUUUCUGACCAACAUGUAUGUCCUUUUGUAACUGAACCUAGCCAAUGUAUAAUAUGUGAAAUAAGUCGAAUUUAUCAACAAGCUUAUGCAUUGAAAGUUAGUGUAAUAAGCCUACACAAUUUAUUGAUGAUAUUUUGGGAUAACACUUGGUACAUGGCAUCAGCCUUACAACACGAUGCACAUGAAUGUUUCAUUGCCAUAUUGGAUAUCAUACACAACCAAGCAAUAAUAAAAAAUGAAAAUGAUAAAGAUAUAAAACAUUUAGAAAACUGUCAGUGUAUUAUUCAUCAAAUAUUCAAAGGUGUCCAGCAAAGUGAUAUUAUUUGUCAGAAGUGUAAUAAUGUAUCAUCUAAGAUUGACAUCAUCAAUGACAUUCCUAUAUUUUUUUCAAUGGAUGAAAAAGGAAAGUAUCCAACAAAUUUAACAUUAAUGGCUUGCUUAGAACAAUUUGGUCAAAUUGAGUUUUUAAAUGAUUUGGAUUGCACAAAUUGCCAAACAAAGCAAUUUUCCUCUAAACAACUUACUUUAAAGCAUUUGCCAAUGGUUUUAUGCUUUAUUUUAAAAAGAUUUGGACAGGCUUCAGAUAGCAUUUCCAAUAAAAUUACUACUGUUGUUGAGUUCCCAGAAACAUUAAAUAUGGCUAAAUUUAUGAAGAAGAAAACUCAAACUGGAAAUCAUUUCAUAAAUGAGUGUAUUCGUACUUAUGAAACAAUCUAUAAAUUGUAUGCUGUUAUUUGCCAUGAAGGUCUACUGAAUGGGGGACAUUAUUUAUCUUAUAUACGACACAAGGGAAGUUGGUAUCAAUGCAAUGACAAUGUUGUAAGAUUAGUACAAUUUGAAGAUAUAUUGAGAAGUCCAGCAUAUCUAUUGUUUUACCACAAAGAAUUUUUAAAUUACUAUUCAUAAAUUAUGCAUGCAAUAU